Messenger RNA from Scomber japonicus (chub mackerel), 1639 nucleotides. RefSeq lists its product as uncharacterized. The record is from RefSeq and is a predicted model, not a curated record. The transcript has 6 exons. Bases 697 to 1356 code for a protein of 219 amino acids. NCBI's taxonomy places the organism in Eukaryota, Metazoa, Chordata, Actinopteri, Scombriformes, Scombridae.
ACACCCGCAAAUGAGACAUAGUCUCCUGGAAUCUGGAGUGAACGAGCAAGAGUGCGCACUAGAGAGUGGCAGCGUGUGUGUGUGUGUUUGUGUGUUUGUGUGACUGACUCUGUGUUGCCGCUGAUUAGACCGAUUUCAUUCUUUCUUUACUGGAAACAAAGUGCUGGGUGGGGUGUAAAGAUCAGACUAAUGCAUCGACUUGUAGAAUUGAAAUGGUAACCCCAGAAAUCUAUUGUACAUCCCAUAUUUAUGCACAUAUCAGAUGUCAUCAGCCACAACACAGACAUUUUGCAUGCAAUGGUCUAUCUAUCACAUAAUCAUCUUUCUCCUCUGGCUCCUCACAGGAUGAUAUCCAGUCUGAUUCAGGCUUCCUGUUUCCUUGCGCCUCACCCAUCCUGUUUUGGCGAAGUAGUGGGUGUUACAAGGAACACAGAUAAUAUGUUCCUGGUAUCAUGUAGCCGAGGAAAGCAGUGCUUUUGGGCUUUGAAUAAACAGUGAAGAGGUUGACGCAUGACUGGUUGAUGUAUAAGUUUGUAAAAGCGAAGACAAAGAAGAGAGAGUCCUUCUGCGACAAUUUUCAGUGUAGAGCAAAGAUUAUCUCCGAAACAUUUAACAACAAAUUCAACACAUCUUUAUCAGUGUUCCUGUUUCUGUUGACGAGCUGGGAGGGUUGAAAUUUGGCUGGAUUUACUCAUCAUGAUGAAGCUGAUCUUGUCUCUCACUCUCAUCUGGACUCUCUCCAGCACAGCUGAAGCUCUUCAGUGUUGGCAGAUUUCAGGAAAUGCAACAGAGUUACUUCCAUGUAAAUCUACUGAGCUGUGUGCGACUACUGCCCAACAAGUGUUUGACUUAACACCAAAUAAGGAUUGGCGUUCCAUUCAGUUCCCCAGUUGGUUGUGUUUGCCAUCUUCCCAUCUCAGUGAAGGAAACCACACAGUUUCACUCAAUGUUGGUGUUAUAAAUAUCACAACAUCCGUUCAUGUGUGCGACACAGAUGGCUGCAACAGUCAAACCAUACCUUACCCUGGUGUUCAGGAGAAAAACGGCCUGAAGUGUUUCACCUGUAAUGAUCCACAUUCUCCUGUGUGUAACAAGACAGUAGAGUGUGUGGGAGUGCAGGACCGCUGCAUUAAUGGGACUGCGGAAGAUGGACGUAACAAGAAUGCAACACUACAUAUCUUUGGAUGUGUCUCUGCAAACAUCUGUGAAGAUACUCGACGCUUGGAGUUCUUCAUGAAAAUUAAAUUCCGCCAUAAACCAAAAUACUGUGAAAGAAACUUCUGUAACUCUGCUUGGUCUGUCAAACUCAGUGUGGUGUCUUUGCUGUUGGGACUCUUUACCCUUACCUUAUAUUAGAACUAAUAGAAACGACUAUAAUAGCAAAAGCAGCUGUGUAAUGUGUGUAAGUCGGCCAAAUACAUUGAUCAUCUUUUCAUUGAUUUACACAGUGACAUUCCUUAAACAUUUUGAAUGUUUCAGUUUGGUAAAUUAUCAUUUUAAUCAUAACUGCAGACAUUACCCUCAAACACAAUCUAUGCUGUACAUGUUUAUUUCAUUAUCUCUUUUCUGGAAACAAAGUGCAAAUACUUGUAAAAAGUUAAUACACCGGGAAAAGAGAAAUAAAGAACUGUGGAUGAAA